Molecule: messenger RNA, 672 nt
Organism: Schizosaccharomyces cryophilus OY26
Lineage: Eukaryota; Fungi; Ascomycota; Schizosaccharomycetes; Schizosaccharomycetales; Schizosaccharomycetaceae
Product: SNARE Sec20
Exons: 1
Coding region: 1-672 (223 amino acids)
Biological process (GO): retrograde vesicle-mediated transport, Golgi to endoplasmic reticulum
Cellular component (GO): SNARE complex; endoplasmic reticulum
Molecular function (GO): SNAP receptor activity
Source: RefSeq, a predicted model, not a curated record
AUGGCAGAAAUCAUACAUUUGCUGGAACUAAAGGUUUCCGAGCUACAAAGGGCAGAAACUUCGCAAGAAUUAAAGCUUCAUUUUCGUGAAUUUCGGCGAUUAUGGGAAUCAGCCCGUGUGGAAUUCGAAUACUCUGCUGUGGACUUGGAUUUGAUUCUACGCUAUGAAAAAUCAGUUCAGGAGUAUAUACGAUUAAAUAAACGGUUCAAAGAUAAGAUUGCAGCUGGAAUUCCUUGGAUUUCGAUUGCGUCUGAGCGGAAUGCUCUUCCUGAGGUUCCUCAGGAAUCAUCAGAAAAUAUCGAGGUUUUGGGAGCGAAUGAACCUGAGCUUUUGACGACAGACGAUAUGCAUUUGACAAGUGCAAGCCAAGUUACUGCUGCAAUGAGAGAUCUUCAUGUACAAAUGGUUCAAGCGGUGGACAUGAGCGCUGAAAACUCUAAUGAACUCGCUUCAAGCACCAGUUUAUUGGAAAGCUUGCAAGAAAAGUAUUUUAGUGUCGAAGACGUAUUGUAUGCAAGCAAAAAGAUUAUGAGAUCGCUUAAGCUGAACGAUCAAAAAGAUUAUUAUCUUGUUAUCUCAGGGUUCGGCUUUUUUAUGUUUGUUUUGUUUUAUCUUUUAUGGAAAAGAAUUAUAUGGCCAAUUUUAUCUAUGUUUUUCUGGUUUUUAAGGUGA